AUGGCUUCAGUGCCGUCGGGCUCUGAGCCUGAGAGUGCCUCAAGCUACAAGCCCAGAUACAUCGAUAUUGGCAUAAACUUGUCAGAUCCCAUCUUUCGAGGCCGAUAUCACGGCAAACAACGGCACCCCGACGACCUCGCUGGUGUCAUCAGCAGAGCCCGCGAAGUCGGCUGCUCGAAACUCAUAGUCACGGGCUCUGACCUAGGCAACUCUCGCGAUGCUCUCCAGCUCGCAGACGAAUAUCCCGGGACUGUCUUUGCGACUGCCGGCAUUCACCCCUGUAGCAGUGCAGUCUUCAGUACUGUCGGUCCUUCCCACGAGUCUGAACAUACAACCCCGUGCGACCCAGACCCAGAAGCGCCAGUCUCCGAAGAGCAUCCCCCUGACGCUGAAAAGACAGAGAAGCUCAUUGCCGGCCUCAACACUUUGAUUUUCGAAGCGCGGACUUUAGAUAAGAAGCACCUAGUCGCCAUAGGCGAAUUCGGCCUCGAUUACGACCGUCUGCACUAUUGCUCCAAGGCCAUCCAGCUGCACUCGUUCGCCGCUCAGCUCAAAGUCGCCGCCUCUUUGAGCCCCCAGUUGCCCCUGUUCCUACACUCGAGAGCUGCACAUGCCGACUUCGUGCGGUUGCUCAAGGAAGCAUUCGGUGAGAAGCUGGAGAAGCUCGACAAGGGUGGCGUUGUUCACAGUUUCACUGGGACAGCCGAGGAGAUGCGGGAGUUGAUGGACCUGGGACUGUACAUCGGUAUCAACGGCUGCAGCUUCAAGACGGGUGACAACUGUGCCGUCGUCAAGGAGGUUAGUCUCGACCGGCUCAUGAUUGAGACGGACGGGCCCUGGUGUGAGGUCAGACCGAGCCACGAGGGCUGGAAGUACUUGAUUGAGAAGAAGGACAAGCCCGUAGGAGAAACAGAGCAGAACGGAUCUGCUGUUGCCCCUGAGACAGCGCCGAAACAGCAGAAGCAGAAGCAGAAGCAGCCCAAGAAUCAGAAGAGGGCGCCCGAAGUUCCUGACCGCUUCAAGGUGGUCAAGAAGGAAAAGUGGGAGGAGGGAGCCAUGGUCAAGGGCCGCAACGAGCCAUGCAGCAUCGAGCGCGUGGCCAAGAUUGUGGCGGGCAUUAAGGAGGUCAGCGUCGAGGAGGUGUGUGAGGCGUCAUGGCGGAACACGGUGGCGGUAUUUGGAGUAGAAGAUAACUGA
Molecule: messenger RNA, 1197 nt
Organism: Ilyonectria robusta
Lineage: Eukaryota; Fungi; Ascomycota; Sordariomycetes; Hypocreales; Nectriaceae
Exons: 3
Coding region: 1-1197 (398 amino acids)
Cellular component (GO): cytosol
Molecular function (GO): 3'-5'-DNA exonuclease activity
Source: RefSeq, a predicted model, not a curated record